Hyla sarda is the source of this 3313-nucleotide messenger RNA. RefSeq names its product insulin like growth factor binding protein 2 (gene IGFBP2). The record is from RefSeq and is a predicted model, not a curated record. The transcript is spliced from 4 exons. NCBI's taxonomy places the organism in Eukaryota, Metazoa, Chordata, Amphibia, Anura, Hylidae. Gene Ontology annotation, cellular component: extracellular region. Gene Ontology annotation, biological process: regulation of insulin-like growth factor receptor signaling pathway. Gene Ontology annotation, molecular function: insulin-like growth factor I binding; insulin-like growth factor II binding. Bases 1194 to 2051 code for a protein of 285 amino acids.
AAGUGCUGAACCAGCGGCAAACUAGAGUCUGACUGCAGGAGGGCAGGGGCAACAGGGGCAGCUACAGACAGGGACAACAGGGGCAGCUACAGACAGGGGCAACCAUACAGAUGGGCAACAGGGUGCAGCCAUAGAGAGGGGCAACAGGGUGCAGCCAAAGAGAGGGGCAACAGGGUGCAGCCAUAAAGAGGGGCAACAGGGUGCAGCCAAAGAGAGGGGCAACAGGGGCAACCAUACAGAUGGGCAACAGGGUGCAGCCAUAAAGAGGGGAAACAGGGGCAGCCAUACAGAUGGGCAACAGGGUGCAGCCAUAGAGAGGGGCAACAGGAGCAGCUACACACAGGGGCAUCAGGGUGCAACCACAGACAGGGGAAACACUGAGGUGCAAUUACAGAGGUUACAGGGUGCAGCCAUAGUCUGAGGUACUAGACUGCAAACAUAAGCGGGGGCAGUAUAAUGAAGGGACAGUUGACUGAGAAGUUUAGGUGAUAGACGAUCCAGUAAGAAUAUACAGGGGUAUCAGAGGACAGUGAUAGAGAAGAGCAGAGGGGUAUUAGGCAGAACCUAGUACCAGGCAGGGAGGGAGGUGUCUGAUCCCAGUACCAGGCAGGGAGAGGGGUAAGUGUCUGAUCCCAGUACCAGGCAGGGAGAGGGGUAAGUGUCUGAUCCCAGUACCAGGCAGGGAGGGAGAUAAGUGUCUGAUCCCAGAACCAGGCAGGGAGAGGGGUAAGUGUCUGAUCCCAGUACCAGGCAGGGAGGGAGGUAAGUGUCUGAUCCCAGUACCAGGCAGGGAGGGAGGUGUCUGAUCCCAGAACCAGGCAGGGAGAGGGGUAAGUGUCUGAUCCGAGUACCAGGCAGGGAGGGAGGUAAGUGUCUGAUCCCAGAACCAGGCAGGGAGAGGGGUAAGUGUCUGAUCCCAGUACAAGGCAGGGAGAGGGGUAAGUGUCUGAUCCCAGUACCAGGCAGGGAGAGGGGUAAGUGUCUGAUCCCAGUACCAGGCAGGGAGAGGGGUAAGUGUCUGAUCCCAGUACCAGGCAGGGAGAGGGGUAAGUGUCUGAUCCCAGUACCAGGCAGGGAGGGAGAUAAGUGUCUGAUCCCAGUACCAGGCAGGGAGGGAGGUAAGUGUCUGAUCCCAGUACCAGGCAGGGUUCCGGGCACCUUUAGACUGCAGCUGCUGUGCCGCUUUGUCCAGGAUGAGUCUCCCCGGGCACUUGCUGCUGUUGCUGGCCUCGCUGUGCGCCCCUUCUUCUGCGGAGGUCCUUUUCCGCUGCCCGCUGUGCACUUCAGAGCGCUUGGCCGCCUGUUCCGCAGCCUCUGCCCGUCCGGCCUGUGCGGAGCUGGUGCGGGCCCCGGGCUGUGGCUGCUGCUCUGUGUGCGCCCGGAUGGAGGGAGAAACUUGCGGUGUGUACACGGCCCGAUGCGCUACUGGACUUCGCUGCUACCCAAACCCCGGCACGGAGCACCCCCUGCAGGCACUGCUAUAUGGGCAGGGGUCGUGUGCCAAGAGAAGUGAUGCCGAGUACGGGGGCAGCCAGGAGCGGCUGACAGAUGCCCCGGACGAGCGUUCGGACAGCAUGCUCAUGGACAACAACUUGGAUGCAGGACCCAUGGUGACCGAUCAUUUCCCAAAACGACCAAUAAGACCUCAAGUAAAGGAAGAUGCUGUAAACCGCGGAAGAGCCAGCGAACAUCACCGAUCCAAAGUCAACAAAGCAAACGAUGAGAAGAAGAACCCGAGACAUUCGGCACAGAGGAGCCUUUGUCAGCAGCAGCUGGACGUCGUCCUCGAGAGGAUUUUAUCCAUGAACUUUGCUGAUGAGCGAGGGUCCCUAGAGCAUCUCAACUCUCUUCAUAUCCCCAACUGCGACAAGACUGGACUGUUCAAUCUGAAACAAUGUAAGAUAUACCUGAAUGGUCAGCGAGGAGAAUGCUGGUGUGUCAACCCCAAUACCGGAAAGAUGAUCGCUGGAGCCCCCACCAUCCGAGGCGACCCAGAGUGCCACCUGUAUUACCCCAAUACGGAGGAGGAGCGCAAGCAGCGCGCCCAGUAAUGGACUGUCCAGACGCCCCGCACGCUGCUCGCACAAUGUCUGGGUCACUGACAGUUUUGUAAGUGGGCUGGUUGAUGCCAAACCUUGUCUCUGAAGCUGCCAUUUGUACCGUAGACAAGGCGCCAAAGCUUUUCCAAACCAUCCCAAUUCCAAACCUUCACCCUCCAAAACAGAGACAAAGAGCAAAAGGUUCACAUUCAAAGCAGCACCGCCCCCGCAGGACCUGGGAGGCCGGCACCGUUACUUUCCUGCCAUUAAAGCUUCAUUUUCAAGGACCAUUACAUACGAAUCAUCUUGUCUAGCACCAAGGGUAUCUGAGCCACGUUCACAACCAGGUGGAGGCCACGUGAGGCCACCAUGACACCUGCUAGAUAUGACACAAUGUGUCCUUCCUUGCUUCAUGUAUUCUAUAUAAUUGCAAAUAUUGGACCUCGGUUUCUAAUGAUUCCGUGAGAUUAUUUACCAAUCGUAAAUGUUCCUUUCUUCAUUAAUUGCACUUGGUGGCGGCCAUUGUAUCACUAGGUUCUGGCCCAAGGGUUCAGCCUUUUCCACUGACCCAAUAACAUAUCCCAGAGAACCAUCAGCGUGCUGAGGCGGGGCACUAUGGGGGGCGCACUACUGAGUGUGGGGGCAGCUGCUGUAGAUACAUUGGGGUAUCACAGAUUGAGGAUAAAUAAUAUCACUAUAGAUAUGGGAUUUCUGAGGUGGGAAUAAGAUGGCGCAUGAUCAUCAAAUUAUUCUGUAUUAUGACAGAAGAAUCCAUGAUUGUAACGAUUAAUGUCACCGGAAGAGGAAUUAACCUUAAACUGAUAACGUAUCAUGUGUGAAGCCCCUGAAGCCCCUCUAAUGUCACCGCCGGGUAUGUUCACAUAUGUCCAGGGAUCUGUGGAUGUCGCCAGAAGAAAACACAACGCACGUAACGCUGUUAUCUGGUGCAACCGUUCCGGAGGGGAAGUUGUGCCGCCUCUCUGGACACGUGUGAACCGGUAACCAAAGUGGUCUCUACUCUCCUUAUUACAUUCCUGGUGUCCGGGAAGGCAUGGCGGUAUAAGGACAGUCAGGUGACCAUUGGGGAGCCCAGGGGAGGUUCCUUAUACCCAUUAGCUAGAGGGGAAAGGGUAAGGACCUGUGCACACUACCGAAAUCCCCAUAGGAAUAACUUGCAGUCUGUAGUCUCCUAUUGGUUUCAAUGGGAUUCCACAGAAUGCCGGAAUAUUUUGCAGACAGUGGGAUGGAGCUUAAAGGGGUACUCCAGACAAUAU